This is a messenger RNA of Schistosoma turkestanicum, 795 nucleotides long. Lineage: Eukaryota; Metazoa; Platyhelminthes; Trematoda; Strigeidida; Schistosomatidae. The record is from the annotation of a GenBank genome assembly.
UUGAUAGAUUUCUUUAUGCUCAUAUCUACUUAUUGAAGUUUUUGUUUUUUUGUUAACAUGGAUUUGUUUAUUUAUUUCAUAAUUAGAUAAUGAUUAAUACUAUCAUCAUUAUUAGUAUUGCUUAAGCAAAGUAUUAUUACUUACCAUUGUAAACAUUUAAUGAAGAUAAAAACUGGCAAUGUUUUACUUUCUUAUGUUUAUUUUUUCUUUUUUUUUGCCUUUUGCAAAAAAAAAUAGAGAGACAGAAAAAUGGAACCAUUUGUGCAAGUGUUUUUUGCCAUUGACAAAGAUGGAACGGAUACAAUCACAGUAGAGGAAUUGAAAAAAUAUGUUGCUCAAAAUAAUCUUGAUGAAAUGAUGGUUUCAAAAUGGAAAUCAUUAUUUGAUCCGAAAAAUACAGGGAAGAUAACAUUUAAGACUUUUUGUGAUGUACUGGGUUUGAGUCCUGCACAAGCGGUAGCCAUGAAAACACAACAACAACAAUCCGCUUCAUUGAAACUUCAUCGAGAUGUUAUUGUAAUCUUUGAACAACUUCCAUUAGAUAGACAAGUUGCCAUUAGUAAUAAAGCAAUUGAAUUAUCAGAAUCAUCAAAGAAAUUAGAUGAGAAAGAUCGUGCUGCUGAAAUGAAAAAAUGGUUAGAUGCUACUUAUGGUAAAGCAUGGCAUGUUGUCAUAGUGAAAGGAUCAUUUUGGAGUAGUUAUUCACAUAGUGCUAAUAAGUGUUUCAUGUUUCGUAUACAUGAUUAUUCUUAUCUGGUAUGGAGAACACCAGAUGAAGAAUUAACCAAUGAAUAA